Eurypyga helias (sunbittern) is the source of this 2016-nucleotide messenger RNA. It is a transcript of the gene GPR107, whose product is annotated as G protein-coupled receptor 107. The transcript is spliced from 17 exons. The record is from RefSeq and is a predicted model, not a curated record. The annotation marks the transcript as partial. Gene Ontology annotation, molecular function: clathrin heavy chain binding. Gene Ontology annotation, cellular component: clathrin-coated vesicle; membrane; Golgi apparatus. NCBI's taxonomy places the organism in Eukaryota, Metazoa, Chordata, Aves, Eurypygiformes, Eurypygidae. Gene Ontology annotation, biological process: clathrin-dependent endocytosis.
GAUGACGUGAGGCAGAAAGUGCACCUGAAUACCUUUGGCUUCUUCAAGGGUGGUUUCAUGACAGUCAAUGUCAGCAACCUUUCACUGAAGCCACCCCUGGGCUCUGAUGACAAGAGCAGCUUAUCAGUGGGGUUCAGCUUGGAUCGCACAAGGAACGAUGGGUUCUCCACUUACCUGGAUGAAGAAGUGGAUUACUGUAUCUUGAAAAAGAAACCAGAGCAGGAGGUCUCUGUUGUAAUCUUACUUCUGGACUUCAAAACUGAAGUCGUGAAAGUACGGUUCUCUGCAGAAGCUGCUUCUUUGUUACCUAAAAUUUCAUUUGUGUCUGAAGAAAAUGUUACUGCCUUAAGUACCAAAUCGGUACAGACUUCCCAUUCUGAUAACAGUCCUGCGCAGACCAACCAAAAUACAGACAGCAAAGAUAAGAGGUCCAAACGAAGUACAACGCCAUCCCAGAACGUGGUAGAACAAGAACAUCCUGUUCACAAUGACAGAGGAACUUUCUCAUUUCAGUUUUUUUUCAACAUCAGCUCUGAUAACCAAGAAGGUCUCUACAGCCUGUAUUUCCAUAAAUGUGUUAUCAGCGAGGGGUCGACUCAUGAUCAGCGGCUGUUUACUCUUGAUAUAGAAAUUACGGAAAAGAAUCCUGAAAGCUACCUCUCAGCGGGUGAGAUCCCACUGCCAAAACUUUACAUUUCCAUGGCUCUCUUCUUCUUCCUGUCUGGGACUGUAUGGAUCCACAUACUUCGUAAGCGCAGAAAUGAUGUCUUCAAGAUUCACUGGCUGAUGGCAGCCCUCCCUUUCACAAAAUCUCUGUCUUUAGUCUUCCAUGCGAUCGACUAUCACUACAUUUCUUCUCAGGGAUUUCCUAUUGAAGGCUGGGCUGUUGUUUAUUACAUCACUCACCUACUGAAGGGUGCUCUUCUGUUCAUCACUAUUGCCCUUAUUGGCACAGGCUGGGCGUUCAUUAAACACAUCCUCUCAGAUAAAGACAAAAAGAUUUUCAUGAUUGUCAUCCCACUUCAGGUCCUGGCAAAUGUGGCGUACAUCAUCAUAGAGUCGACAGAAGAGGGGACAACGGAAUAUGGCCUGUGGAAAGAAAUCCUCUUCCUGGUAGACUUGCUGUGUUGUGGAGCCAUCCUAUUUCCAGUGGUAUGGUCAAUAAGACAUUUACAGGAGGCAUCAGCAACAGAUGGGAAAGCUGCCAUUAACCUAGCCAAGCUGAAGCUGUUCAGACACUACUACGUCAUGAUUGUGUGUUACAUUUACUUCACACGGAUCAUUGCAAUUCUCAUAAAGAUUGCUGUUCCAUUCCAGUGGAAAUGGCUGUACCAGCUGCUGGAUGAAAUGGCCACGCUUGUCUUCUUUGUCCUCACUGGGUACAAGUUCCGUCCAGCGUCAGACAACCCUUAUCUACAGCUUUCUCAAGACGAUGAGGAUGACUUGGAGAUGGAAGCUGUGGUGACAACUUCCGGAGUAAUGGAAGGCAUGAAGAAGGUCAAGAAAGUGGUGAAUGGUUCCGCAGAGCCCCGGGGCGAGUGGGAAAACACGGCAUGACGAACUGGACUAAGGCAGCACUUUCAGAGAAACUUUUUUAAUUUAUUAAUAUUAUUCUCAGUGGAAAGGGAGCAACUAGCACUUCCCAACACUGAAGCUGCAGAGUGGGGUGUGUCUCGGGGGAGCAAAGCAGUGCAGAAAUGUAACUAUUCCUCUGAUGGUAAGAAAACGGCAUCUCUUGGCACCGGCGAGGAGUGCGAAGCUUUCCUAGGGACUUUGGGUAGCUUAUGGGUUUGUUUUUUAUUUUUUUUCCCCCUUUCUGGAUCGGUUAGGUCUUCUGAAUUGUUUGCAGUUGCGUUCUUAAGGCUGUGUAAUACUGAUGUGAAGAGAGACCUUUAGUGUGUAUGUAAAGUAUAUAUUUUAUAUAAUGCGCAUAUAUAUACACACACUUGCUAUGUAACAUGUAUGCUGGUUAUUACAAAGCAUGUCAGAAGGUGGGAAAAGAAGACGAGAGAUGUA